AUGCCAACUCGCAAAGAUGAGAAGUGGCUAAACGUCCGAAAACUCGGAUCUCUUGUUGGCGAUUCCGAAGAUAUUACCAGACAAAAAAUAUUAUCAACAAUUGCACUUAAAAAACUUCAAUCUAUCUGGAUGAGAAAAAAUCAAAUUUUGACCAAGAUGCGCCUACGAUUAUAUGAUGCAUUUGUCCGAUCUGUCCUCACGUACAACGCAGGUACUUGGGGAACAUCAAAGAAAAACAUGGAGCAACUUGACUCUUUCCACAGGGGUCAACUGAGAAAACUCCUCGGCUAUUCGUGGCCGAAGAAAAUAUCAAAUGAUAAAUUAUACAGGUUAGCUAACUGUGGGCCUAUAAGUCUAAAUAUACUUGAAACCCGCUGGCGCCUGUUUGAACAUAUUUUACGAAUGAAGAAAGAAACACCUUGCAAUAUGGCCAUGGAAGAAUUUUUCGGCCAUACUGAAUACUCUAAAUAUAGAGGACGUCCAAGGGACUGUCUUCCGGGAAUACUUACGAAGGAAUAUGUUAUGAUCGGAGGCCGAUUGAUGGAUGCAGACGAUCUGGACGAAAUCGGAAAGAGGAUGUACAGUAAAGUCUCUCAAAUCCGGCUCCCAUCUGAUAACUGCAAGAAAAAUAUAUUUAAAUGGAAAAAUCCUGAUAUCCGCCACAAAUAA
Octopus sinensis (East Asian common octopus) is the source of this 669-nucleotide messenger RNA. RefSeq lists its product as uncharacterized. The record is from RefSeq and is a predicted model, not a curated record. The transcript has 2 exons. Bases 1 to 669 code for a protein of 222 amino acids. Lineage: Eukaryota; Metazoa; Mollusca; Cephalopoda; Octopoda; Octopodidae.